GGAGAAGCAGGGACUGCGGUGGUAAACAAACAGGUAUAGAAGCGGCCCCGCACAGCGGAGCUCUUCUGUCGCCAACGGUUGACUUUCAGGGAAUUUGACCUCCUUCACGGACCGCGGAGGAAUUCAAACCGGUUCUAAAAUCCCCCCGAACUCCGACUGCCGAAACUCCAAGGUUCGCCCUCCCCACCUCCCUGCCCUGUGAGUCGGUUUAUGUGACACAUUAGCGUCCCCGGGGGGGCGAGACGAGCGAAACAUGACUGAGCUGAGGAAGCGAGGCGGCGGCGGAGGAGGAGACCCGGACACCGCCGAGAAUAUCAGCGACAAGGAGGCGGAGAGCGAAGACAGGCUUGGCCUGCAAGGCGACGCGGAGGGAGAAUGUGACGCUGACACCAAAACUGACACUCCAGAUGUUCCUGUCUCCACAGCAGAUACUGACAACACUCCAGAAUGUCUGAACAAAGCUCUGGAGGGGCUUCCACCCAGAUGGAAGAACUACUGGAUACGAGGACUUUUGUCCAUCUGUAUGAUUUCAGGUUUUUUCCUCAUCAUCUAUAUGGGACCCAUCACUCUUAUCUUUGUGGUCAUGUGUGUCCAAAUCAAGUGUUUCCAUGAAAUCAUCACCAUCGGCUACAGAGUUUACCAUUCCUAUGAGCUGCCUUGGUUCAGGACUCUGAGCUGGUACUUCCUGAUUUGUGUCAACUACUUCUUCUAUGGUGAAACGGUCGCAGAUUAUUUUGGAGCUUUGGUGCGGAGGGAGGAACCUCUGCAGUUCCUGGCUCGUUAUCACCGCUUCAUUUCUUUCACUUUGUAUCUCGCAGGUUUCUGCAUGUUUGUGCUGAGUUUAGUGAAGAAACAUUACCGCCUGCAGUUUUACAUGUUUGCUUGGACCCAUGUGACCCUGUUGAUUGUGGUAACUCAGUCCCACCUUGUCAUUCAGAACCUGUUUGAAGGAAUGAUCUGGUUCAUUGUUCCUAUUUCCAUUGUUAUCUGCAAUGACAUCAUGGCCUAUCUGUUUGGAUUCUUCUUUGGGAGAACUCCUCUCAUCAAGCUCUCACCCAAGAAGACGUGGGAGGGCUUCAUCGGGGGUUACUUCGGCACGGUUGUCUUUGGCUUCAUGCUGUCCUACCUCCUGUCGCAGUUCCAGUACUUUGUGUGUCCUGUGGAGUUCAACAGUGAGACCAACAGGUUCACGGUCGUAUGCGAGCCGUCUGAUCUGUUUGUGAUGCAGGAGUACACCCUCCCCGCCGUGCUGCAGAACACGCUGAGAUGGAAAACGGUGAACCUGUACCCCUUCCAGAUCCACAGCAUCUUCCUGUCGUCCUUCGCCUCCCUCAUCGGGCCCUUUGGAGGCUUCUUUGCCAGCGGCUUCAAGCGAGCCUUUAAAAUCAAAGACUUUGCCAGCACCAUCCCAGGCCACGGAGGCAUCAUGGACCGCUUUGACUGUCAGUAUCUGAUGGCCACUUUCACUCACGUCUAUCUCGCCAGCUUCGUCAGAGGUCCAAACCCCAGCAAAGUGCUUCAGCAGCUCCUGAUGCUUCAGCCUGAGCAGCAGCUCAACAUUUUCAACACCCUGCACUCCCACCUGCAGGAGAGAGGCCUGCUGCCCUCAGCUGCUGUCCAGGCUGAGUAACAAACACUUUCAGCCGCGUUUCUGAUAGUUAGUAUGAGCACGAGCGCGCUGUGUGUUAUCCCUACAUCCAUCAGCAACCUUCUAGCUCUGCACCCGAGGAAACUCUGUGGAACAAACAAGCAAAAACAAACAAAAGGAAACCAGGAAGGCGUCGUCGUUGGUCUGCUUUGGACCGUCUUCAUCUAAAACAUGGAGGAUAUCUCUCUGAGUGAGGGGAACUUUAAAGCACAUUGCUUUUCCAAUGCCGGCGAUAUUUGGAUCUGGACUCUUUGUUCAUGGACGCUAACUUUGCACUGACUUUUAUGACGUAGGAGGCUUCCACCAGCUGCAGUUUGGACACAGGCUGCUGAGAAGCAGCAGGACUGUUGAACGUUACUUUACAGCCUGGUUCAUUGUCUCCGCUCUAGGUAACGGUUUCACACGCCAUAUCGACACAUGUAGCAUGCAUGCAAGUCCCGCCUUAGGCUCCUGCUGGAUCAGCGGGUUCAGUCUCCAUUUCCUUAGAUUGAUAGCUUUUAGGAUUCUGACCAAACUGAGUCGCACAAACGGAUGUCUGCAGGCAUGCCGACGCAGAGCGUAGAACAUCAACUGCACACUUGACACUUGAAGUAAUGUAUUGUACAGAAAUAUACUUAAAUAUUUAGCUGAACAAAUACCUAAUAUAUACAUAUAUAUAUAUAUUUACUUAGAGAUAUGCUGUGGCAAAACUAAAAAAAACAAACAAUUUAAGCUGUGAGAAAUGAUAUGCAACUAAAGAGAUUAUUUCCUUUUAGCAUCAACAAACUUUAUCUUUAAUAGGCAGCGAUGUAGAUUUAAGCAAACGUUAUUUAGAGAGGGUGAUGUGGAUAAAGCUUUACUUAAA
Cyprinodon variegatus (sheepshead minnow) is the source of this 2492-nucleotide messenger RNA. RefSeq names its product phosphatidate cytidylyltransferase 2-like (gene cds1). Bases 254 to 1630 code for a protein of 458 amino acids. The transcript is spliced from 13 exons. Lineage: Eukaryota; Metazoa; Chordata; Actinopteri; Cyprinodontiformes; Cyprinodontidae. The record is from RefSeq and is a predicted model, not a curated record. Gene Ontology annotation, molecular function: phosphatidate cytidylyltransferase activity. Gene Ontology annotation, cellular component: endoplasmic reticulum membrane.